This is a messenger RNA of Williopsis jadinii, 1300 nucleotides long. Its product is annotated as formin BNR1. Bases 37 to 1245 code for a protein of 402 amino acids. NCBI's taxonomy places the organism in Eukaryota, Fungi, Ascomycota, Saccharomycetes, Phaffomycetales, Wickerhamomycetaceae. Gene Ontology annotation, biological process: barbed-end actin filament capping; mitotic actomyosin contractile ring assembly; actin filament bundle assembly. Gene Ontology annotation, cellular component: cellular bud neck; cell division site; mating projection tip. The transcript has a single exon. The record is from RefSeq and is a predicted model, not a curated record.
CGUGAUCUCUCACAACAAUUCGGAAUCAACUUGCACAUGUUUUCAGGCCUCUCUGAGGAAGAACUAAUCAUGAAAGUGUUGAAAUGUGACUACGAUGUCUUAGAGAACAUAAGUAUUCUCGAGUUCUUCAACAAGGAUGAUUUGUGUUCCGUUUCAAACAACCUACUGAAAAAUUUCAAGCCAUACACCACUGAUUUCAUGAAUAACAAGAAACCAGAGAGUGAUGUAACCCACCUAGCUAGGGCAGACCGUAUAUACGUCGAACUAUGCAUUAACUUGAGGCAUUACUGGAGAUCGAGAUCAAGAGCAUUGCUAGUUGUGAAGACUUAUGAAAAGGAUUAUCAGGAUUUAUUGACUAAACUACAACGUGUUGACGACUCUGUGCAAGCGAUCAAAAAUUCCAAGGCAUUGAAAAACUUAUUCGUUCUUAUCAGAGAAAUCGGUAACUUCAUGAACCGUAAACAGGUUGAAGGAUUCAGGCUAUCCAGUUUAUCCAAAUUGAACUUUGUGAAAGACCAAAACCAGAAAACAUUCUUGCACUAUGUCGAGAAGGUGAUCAGAAGAGCAUAUCCAGAAUAUCUCACAUUUCUCCAAGAGUUGAUACUGUUGCAAGACACUUCAAAAAUUUCAGUGGAUCAAUUAUCCGCAGAUACAUUGACUUUUGUGCAGAGCAUAAGAAACAUUCAGAAGUCAAUUGAAUCUGGAAAUUUGAGCAACCCCAAGGUAUUUCACCCUGAUGAUCGUGUAUUGACGAAGGUAUCAGUCAAACUUCCAGGUGCUUUACGGAAGUGCCAGCUUCUUGAAGAUCAGCAUAAACUUAUCAUGAAUGACUUUGACAAGUUAAUGAUAUAUUUCGGCGAAGAUUCAUCUGACACGGUUGCCAAAUCUACAUUUUUGCAGAAAUUCCUCGAUUUUAUGCAUGAUUUCAAGAAAGUCCAGAUUGAAAAUAUAGAUAGUGAAGAGAAGGAUAAGAUCUACCAAAAGGGCAAAGAGCUGAUGUUGCAAUCGAAGAAAGCUAGAGAACAACGGUCCAAAUCAGAGGGCGGAGGAAACGAUAGCGAACACGAUGUUGUGGAUAACUUGCUAAAGAGAUUGAAGGGAAUUUCUUCUGACAGAAGACGGGUCAGCACUGGUGCAAUCAACACCACGACCCCAUCCACAGCUAGAAGUACCAGGUCCACAGAGGAUGAUAUCAAACUCCUGUCCAGAGCUCAGACCAUGUUGGAAGAUACAAAGGAAAUUUAAUUAAUUAAUAGUUAUGACGAAUGAAAUGAAAUUGCAUGCUGCAUGUUAUGAUAUC